Messenger RNA from Guillardia theta CCMP2712, 792 nucleotides. RefSeq lists its product as hypothetical. NCBI's taxonomy places the organism in Eukaryota, Cryptophyceae, Pyrenomonadales, Geminigeraceae. Gene Ontology annotation, biological process: protein phosphorylation. The transcript has 3 exons. Gene Ontology annotation, molecular function: protein kinase activity; ATP binding. Bases 1 to 792 code for a protein of 263 amino acids. The record is from RefSeq and is a predicted model, not a curated record.
AUGCCGAUCCUAGCUGAGGGAUGCAAACCCUCCCGGUACCUCCAGGAUUUCGACGAGCUGCGCAUGUUAGGCAAGGGAAGCUUUGGUACUGUGCAUCUUGCUCGAAGUAGAACAGACGGAUGUCUGUACGCGAUCAAGAGGAGCAAUGCAGACCUGAAGAGUGAGAGGGAGAAGAGAGAAGCACUGAGGGAAGUCUUCGCCAUGGCUGCCCUUGCUGGUGACCUCCUCCGUCCUCGGACCAAGAACGUGGUCAGGUAUCACAACGCGUGGCUUGAGAACCAGCAGCUCCACAUCCAGAUGGAAGUUUGCGAGUGCACCCUCCACGAAAAAUUUGUCGCAGCUCACGUGCGGGUGGAGGAAGCGACGCUGGUCGCUGUCCUCCACCAGAUCGGGAAGGCUCUGCGCACCAUCCAUGCUCGAGGGCUGGCGCACCUGGACGUGAAGCCGGACAACAUCUACUGCAAGCAAGGACGGUUCCUCUUGGGCGACUUCGGCCUGGCGUUUGCUCAGAAGACGCUGAGCGAGGGGGUCGAGCCCAUGGAAGGCGACGGCAGGUACGCGUCUCCUGAAGUCAUCCAGGGCUUCUCCCAGCUCGCCCCGUGCGACAUCUACUCGCUGGGAGCGACUGUGCUGGAGCUUGCGCUGGAGAAGCGCCUGACUCUGAGCGACGGAGACUACAAGGAGAUCCGAGCAGGGGCAGCAGUGCAGCUCCCCUCGAGGUCCAGCGAGCUUUGCGGUGAAGGGCUCGGGAGGAGGAGGCGCAUCUCUUAUGUGACCCUGCAGACCUGCUGA